Molecule: messenger RNA, 3106 nt
Organism: Aphanomyces astaci
Lineage: Eukaryota; Oomycota; Saprolegniomycetes; Saprolegniales; Verrucalvaceae
Exons: 3
Coding region: 147-1901 (584 amino acids)
Source: RefSeq, a predicted model, not a curated record
AAAGUCUGAUCCGUUCAGUUAUUCGACCGAUGAUUGGUUCAAUUCGACCCGCGUUGUGACACACCCAUUAAGUUCUUCAGAUCAGCCGAUGGCUUGCUGCGAGCAAACUUGAUCUCCCACGCAUCCCUAAGCUCACCGAUACUAGUAUGGCCAAGGCCGUGACAUCUGGCGGCGGCGGCGGUGUUGUGCAGCCUCCAUCCUCCGCGCCAGCUGCCAUGUACAGACCAACCAACAAGCAUUACCAACAUGUCGUCGACGUCGUUCGCACCAGCAGCACGAGCUUCAUUGCGCUCACCCCCACCAACGUGGUAGCGGACAAACAACCCAUUAGGUCCAAGCUUGCGCCGGCGUCGAUGCGAUCUCAAUCCCUUCCAGCCUCGUCGGCCGAACGAAGCAAAAUAUCGCCCAAGAACUCGUUCAUAUCUUCCAUGGACAUUGAAGAUUGGUUCAUCGCGCCGACGUACGUGUGCUCAAUGCAUUCGAACAAGGACGGGCUCACGGAAAGCUAUCGCCAAGCGCUUCUUCCAAAAGACGAAGUGAUUCAGGUCGUGGUCAAGCAAAUCAAGCACCCGAGCUACUCGUACAUCACGCCGCUCACGUUUGUCAUCUCCCUCCACCACAUGACCCACGAAUUUAAAAUGGACUACUCCGAAUACCGCAAGUUUGUCCGUGCGAUGGUUGCGACGCCAGUGUUUCAAGCGCCGAUCCGCAACCUGUACGUGUCCAAGAUGCUCGAAGAUUCGUUCGUUGGCGCCGUGCGUCGCGCGCUGGGCUCGGUCGAGUACUUGUCCAAGGAACUCGCGGGAGCCUUGAACGACCUGGUCCAACUCCCGCAACUGGCAGCCCACCCGUCGUUCCUCAAGCUGUGCCACAUCGACUCGUUCCGCGCCAUCUACGAAGUCCUCGUGCACGGAUCGUCCGACACGGGUACGUGGGAGCUUCCGGCCGCCCACCGCAAAGACGCACCCACCCCCGUGCCUAUCGACGACGACGACGACGAAGGCGACAACAGCUCCAACUCGACCGAGCCCACGUCGCUCGACGGGUCCCACGACUGCCUCUGUGCACUCUUCGCCUACGCCACGACGCUGUUUGCAAGCCACAUUGCCCGCGACGCCGUGGCCCCCGCCGCGCCGCCCGUCGACGACAUCCCGCACCACCUUCAUCCUCAAAGCAACGACGGCACCACCGCCGACGCCCUGCCGUCGGUGGAAAAGGUGCUAUGUCUAGAUCUCAUGCAGUCGCGGUCCCUGCUCGUUUACUACACUGACACGCUGUACACGCUCGACAAAUCGCAGUUCAACGCGGGUCACCAGUACCAAAAGUGCAUUGUGAGUGGGUUUGGGUGCAAAGUGCUGUUUCACAUUGCCCGGGUUACCAAGACCGAGUGGACGCUGGUGGACGUGCGGCGCCCCAAGACGCCCCUGCUGUCCCUCCGCCUGCAGAAACAGAGUGGACACAAGCCCACCGUGGCCAUGUACCGGUCCCUCGUGCGCGGCCAAGAGUGCAUCGGCGUGCUGCACAAGGAUCGACGAGGGUACGAGUUCCAACUGCUCGGCGAACUGCUCACCCAAGGCAAAAUCACGACGUCCAUGUCGAUCGUGUCGGCGCUGUUGAACCACAAGUACCGCCAUAACAUCCUCUGCAGCGUCGCCGGCGGCGGGAAACCUCGAAAGGAAGACUCGGUGACGACGAAUGGCGGCGCCAGCACUGGCUCGGCGGCCGCGUCGCCGUCGUUGCUUACCACUGGAGCCAUCAGUGUGCCGCAAGUGAACAUGUCCAAGCAGCGCCUGCAUGUGAGCGACGGCGCCGACGUCCUACUCCACCUCGGCCUCUCCGCGUCCUUCGACAUCCUCAUGAGUGCGCGGCCGCUGUUCCAACGGUCCGAGUAUAUCUAUUAAUGACAACAACAAAGCAACCAACCAAAUGUCCUCGUGGUGAAUGUACUAGUAGUAGUAGUAGUCCUCGAUUCUAACUAGUACUACUACUACACGACGUUAGUUGGCCACGAGUUUGUACAGGUCCGUGCGCUUUUGCACCGUCGUGGGAAUGUUGCGACGCAUCUCGUCCACUUGGUCAAUGUCAAUGUCGGCAUACACGAUCGCUUCGUCGUGCGACGUCGUGGCCACCACUUCACCCCACGGGGAAACCACGGACGAAUGACCCCACGCUUGGUACCCGCCUUCGGGGCCGCGCGCGGGCGACGUCGCGGCAACGUACAACUGGCCGUCCACCUAGCCAUCAUGACGUAAGAUGGGAUCGCGCGACCGACGUGACACGUACCGCACGAGCGCGCUGGAGCAAUUCCCAGUGCGCCGGACCCGUCGUGAGGUUGAACGCGCCAGGAAACAUGAGGAAUUUCGCGCCCGCAUCCUUCAUGAGCAUCGCGAGCUCGGGAAAACGAAUGUCGUAGCAGAUGCCGACCCCAAACUUGCACCAGGGCGUGUCGAACACCGUCACUUGACUGCCGCCCGUCAACGUGUCCGACUCCUUGAACGUGAUCUUGCCUGGGACGUCGAUGUCGAACAAAUGUACCUUGCGGUGCUUGGUGAUCAACGAUCCAUCCGGUCCCGCGAUCACGCACGUGUUGUAGAUCUUGCCGUUGUCGCGUUCGGGAAUGCUGCCUCCGACCAAGAAUAUGUUGAGUUUCUUCGCCAACGACAGGAUGAGAUGGGUGGAGGGAUGGUCCGCUUCCGUCACGAGGGGGCCAGCCGGAAUCUCCUCGGCAUAUUGCGGGAACGACGACGUCGCGUACGGAGAGUUCCAGCAUUCCGGGAGGGACACCACUUGCGCACCGUUGCGCGCCGCUUCUUCCACGGCCGCCUUCGCGCGUUGGAUGUUGACGGGCUUCUUGUCGCCCACCGCCAGUUGGCACAGCGCCACCUUGAAUUUGCUUGUCGCCCGGCUCAUCGAAAUCAAAAAUGACAGCGAUUGGGUCGUUCCGGAAUAAAAUAGUGGACGAAUUGUAUCAAGCGCUUUCUCAAAACAAUGCGCGGAAUUCGAAAGAAGUACCUACCCGCCUAUCUGGACGAAUUUAUGUGGCGCAUUUGGUUUUCCCCACCGCAAGCGGACGAAAAGAUGUUUUUCACCGGCUUAGUUCACGCAC